CAGUGGCCAUGCAUGGUGGAUUUGAAUAUUUUCAGUGUUGGGUAGCUGUUCCUGAGCUAAGUAAAGUUAGUUGGCAGUAACGACGCCGUUUUCUUUCUCUAUAUUCUUGCCGUGAGAGAGGAAGACGAGCCAAGCCGUUUUAUUUAGCUACGCUGGAUUGGCGUACAGAAAUUUGGAUUUAGUCUUGGUGAGCUGAACAAAAUUAAUAUCUUGCCUUUUCGGCUCGUGAAAACCAGAAAUAAUUAUUACUUUGGCCAGCUUUGGAAGAUUUGGCUUCUGUGCUUGGAGACAUUCCGAAACGUAGCUGAUUUCAUGCUGAAGAUGAGGUGACUGAAUCAGUAACACGCUUGUUGCGUGCCUCCCUGUUGGAGACUCCUGCUAUGUAGCCCAGAAGCAUACAGCUCCAGACAUUAUUUUCCGAGUCGUUUUGUAACUUCGUGUUGUUCUAAGUCGAUGGCACAAUGUCGUAUGUGACUAUAGAUGCCGUUGUAGGGUUGGAUGCACCAUGGACGCAGGUACUAAGGUGCUUACUGAUGGAUAUACUAGCCGUGGCUGUUGUCGAAAUGGGAACGCAUUCACUGGCCCAGCAGCGUAUCAUGUCACCAGAAGAACAGCAAACGUGGCAGUGGGUUAUGGAGGUGGUGCUGCUGUCAGGCAUUGGGUGUGUGCUGUUCCUCAUUCAUCACGUUCCAAUCCUGCUCAUACUGGCUGUUCUCAUUAUAUUGCUGCGAUUCAUGGCAGCUUAUCGGACCAGCAGGCCAUCUUCCACUAGUACGCUACCAGUUGCUGCCUCUAGUAGGAGACGAGCUCCGUCCAUGCGGCACCUGACCUCGGAAAGUGAUGAUGACAUUGAUUUUUACACAUCGCCCAGCUAUCAACCAAGCGGAACAGCUGCUAGCUGCAAAAAGUCAAAUGGCUCUAGCCAUUUUGGCAAUGUGUCACUCCUGCAGAGGCGUCCGCUCUCAGCUCGUCCUGCAGUAAUACCUCAGUCACGAUUUAGUUCCAGAGGGACUAGUGAAACAGUCCAUGAAGCACCUGCUGGCACUGGUAUUACUCAGUUAGGAAGUGGAUAUGACGGUCACUUGUCAAAACUUAGAAAGUCGUUUGACUGGGCCAUGGGUCACUGGAAACCUGCGUGUGAAGUCUUAUCUUCAUCUUCGCUCUACAGUACUAGUUCAUUAGGUCCAACACAUCAGAGAGAAACUAGCACGCUCCACUUGCCGCCACAGCAGCAGCAGCAUCUGAUCACUAGUAGCAGUUCCUAUCCACCUGGGCUUCUCAACUCUGGCCAGAACCUUUGCUUUCUCAACUCGGCCGUGCAGUGCUUGGCCCGUUGCCCGGGCUUUGCUGAUUCUUUGGCUGCAGCAGCUUCCGCCGCUGAUGGCGGAAGCACUGCUGUGGACUGUGUCUUGCAGAGGCAGUUACUUGCGGAGAGUUUAUCCUUGCUCCGGCAAUGCAGGAAGCCAGCUGAGAAGUCGUGUGCUCCCCGUGUAAUCGACACGAUAGCAUUCCGUCGGUUGGCAUCCGGUUUACCUGGCUCAGUUGUAGCUAGCCCUGCUGCUUCUCUAUACGGUCAACGACAGUCCGACACCAGUGAGUUCCUCCUGUGGCUCUUUGGCUUAUGGCACACGACAGGGAUGCGCUGCCCACAGUCUUCCCCCGGGCUGAAGAACCUGGCAGAACAGGAAGUGGAACUAAUAUGCCAAACCGUUGGCAGUGCAAAUAAUGACACUGAGAAUCUCCUGCGACAACUGCCUACACUGACUGCAACAUCACUCAACCAAAUAGCUGCCAAGUGCAACCAAUUGUUGUCUGUCCCUACCGGGAAUGAUACUAUUACCCAUAGUCUCGCCUCUGUUGUGGUGGAGUGCGAGCGGCUUCUUUUCUCCAUUUCUCCCGUAUCUCACUGUGUCUCGUUUCAGGUAGUGGCCGAGCGUCGCUGUCAACAAUGUCGAUGCUUGUUGGUGCGGAGUGAGCCUUGCAGUAUCCUCUCUCUGCCCUUACCUCCAGUGUCGCAGUCAGGAGAGUCCAUUCCACUUGCCACGUGCCUCGAACACUUUUCCCGUGUUGAGCAGGUGGAGCGAUUCCAGUUUGAGCACUGCCAAUGCGGUGACGUUGCGCUGUGUCGUCAGGUGAUCCGUAGACCUCCACCAGUGCUGUGCAUACAGCUGCUCCGCUUUGCGUACGACCAGACGCGCAACUCUACGCAGAAGGUCCUCCUGCCGGUGUCGUUUCCACUGACCGGUCUAUCUCUUCGGUGCAUUGAGUUUGACGACGGUGGUGCGGGUGCUGGUGUCGAUGAUGGCCAUGCGCUCUAUGACCUGUGUGCGGUGUGUACUCAUAUCGGCCAGACGAACGCAUCGUUUGGCCACUACAUCGCGUAUGCUAAGGAGCAACCAUCAGGGGAAUGGUACAAGCUCGACGAUAAUGCGGUGUAUCCCGUAAACGACAUGAGCUCAGUGAUAAACUCUCGGCUCCUGCUCACCAGCGCGUAUCUUCUCUUCUACGCCAGAAGGUAGGCAAGGGAAGCGUGGAAUUGUCUUGCUUUUUAACUCUUCAUCACAGUGUCGGUCUUCUUGCGCUUUCCGGUCUCUAUUUUCACAGCACACUAAUCAACACGGAACGACAGUCAUGAUCAACUUUAUAUUUAUUUUUCAUGUUAUACAUCAACCAUACUAGAACUAACUAUUGAGUCAAUUUCCCUUUUAAAUGGCUAGAAGUCUCUCAUCUUGCUUUGUCAGGUAUCAACAUGGUCCGUGCUACUGACUAUACGCAGAAUUGUGUCACUCAACGUUUUUGUUUGUUUUUUAAAUAUCCGUCGAGUUUGUUCAAAGAGUACCGGAAUUGUUAUAUUAUUUUCUUUCUCAGACUUUCUUGUCAUUGUAUGACGGCCGGUUGUUUUUCACCGUCCAUUUUCUUUUGAUCUUGUCCAGGCUGGCCUGUGAUGAUUCUUGUAUAAAAAAAACCUCUUUUCGCAAA
Messenger RNA from Sycon ciliatum, 2979 nucleotides. RefSeq lists its product as uncharacterized. Lineage: Eukaryota; Metazoa; Porifera; Calcarea; Leucosolenida; Sycettidae. The transcript has a single exon. Gene Ontology annotation, molecular function: cysteine-type deubiquitinase activity. The coding region runs from base 462 to 2519 and encodes 685 amino acids. Gene Ontology annotation, biological process: protein deubiquitination. The record is from RefSeq and is a predicted model, not a curated record.